GCUAUUGCAUGCUCCAUUGCAGGCCCCAGACAUGGCGUCGCCCGACACCGCCCACGGCCUCCUGCGUAAGAGCACCAACGACCCUUCGCCAGCCAAGAUGAUCCGGAUGACCUUAGCGGUUGUGACAGUGUAUUCUCUGUGCUGGCUUCCCUUCAACGUCCUCAUAACAACGCUCGACUGGUACGAAGAAGCACAGGAGUGGGGCCACCUUCACCACGUCUGGUUCGUCUUCCACUGGCUCGCCAUGUCCCACGCGUGUUACAACCCCCUCAUCUUGUGCUGGAUGAACACCAAGUUUAGGGAGGGAUUCCUCAACGUGUUUUACCACCUGCUGCCCUGCUGUCGAGAGCGGAUCGCCGAGUGUCUGCUCAAGCUGCGCCAGAAGUCGGGGUUGCAGCGCGCGUACACCUAUAGCACGGCGCUGGGGAGCUCGCGUACGUCCAGGAACCAGAGGUACGUCGACGACCCACUACAGCGCCGCGGGUCGUGCUGCUCCUCAACAGGCUUCGUCCCCCUUCAGCAGCCGACCACGGACGUCCCUCUCAGGGUGUUCCGCACGUGCUCCCUCCAGACCUCUGCCAACGGCCUCUAUCGCUGCGGGGCUCGAGUCAGCACCUCCACCUCCGACUUGCAAAUCCGAGCCGCCGACCUCCAGCACUACCACAUCAGCGGGAGAGGAGAGGCUGAGAGGGCCAGGGCGAGGAUGCAGUACCUGGAGGUGCCACAUCUGCAGCACCAGGGGGGCCAGGUCAAGGCCGUGGAGUCUAAGGUGUAAGAGGCUAGAGGCGGGGCCUCUCUUACUCUUUUUCUUAGUCUUAUUCUUGGUGCUGGUCUCACCUUCCUGUUCUCUUCCUCCUCUCUCUCUCUCUGAAUAUAUAUAUACAUACAUACAUAUAUACAUACAUAUAUACAUUCAGACAUAUACAUGCACACAC
Penaeus monodon (black tiger shrimp) is the source of this 935-nucleotide messenger RNA. RefSeq names its product RYamide receptor-like. The transcript is spliced from 4 exons. The record is from RefSeq and is a predicted model, not a curated record. The coding region runs from base 32 to 775 and encodes 247 amino acids. Gene Ontology annotation, molecular function: neuropeptide receptor activity. NCBI's taxonomy places the organism in Eukaryota, Metazoa, Arthropoda, Malacostraca, Decapoda, Penaeidae. Gene Ontology annotation, cellular component: membrane. Gene Ontology annotation, biological process: neuropeptide signaling pathway.